UCGCGCUCGCGGUGAGUCUCUUAUUUUAAAAGCUGUUCGUCUGUGCUCCAUCAGUGAGUGUGUUUUCCUGCCGCUGGCUUCACUCGCCCCGUGCUCCCGAUUAUUUUUACGCCGUCGAGGCUGGCGGUGAAAUCCAGGUCAUCUCCGCCGGAUCACAGCCAGCGCGGCUCGGGCUUCUGCUCUCCGCUGACUCACAGUGCCAUUUCCUGAUUCCACUCUGCAGAGUGAGCUUGCGGUCUGAAGGAUGAGGUUGGGCGAAUUGAUUAGCACGCUGCUACGCUGAGAAGAGUUUAUCCACCCAGGACGAGCGGCAGCAACUACACAUUCCCUCCCAGAAUCAGCUAUCAAACACCUUCUCUGAAUCAAGUACCUGUCUGGAUCUUUCCUCAAUCGCUCACACACAGCUAUGGCUGGCUGGCUCUGGCUGGGAGGAUAAUCGGUGCUCUGGUUCCUGCUGAAUAGAGCCCUAGUCUCACUAAAGACUUUUUAGCCCCCCUCCACCUUUCUUAGUUUAUUUGCUCUUUUGUGAAGGGCAGCGGCCAGAGCAGGAGCCAUGGACUUAUGAGAUAAGAAUGGCAGCACGGUGGCUGUUUGGCCCCCAGGAGCCCUCAGGCAAACGGAGCCAGUAACGUGGGUGCACAAUCACACUCGUACGAGCCGAGCGGCUGGAGCAGUAUGCAGGAGGCUGACCUACCGGCCACCAAUGCUUUCACAGAGUGCAGAUUCCUGUGCACUAACGGCAGAUGUCUGAACCUGGGCUCGCAGGUCUGUGAUCAGCUCAACCACUGUGGAGACAACAGCGAUGAGGAGCACUGUCCCCUCUCCACCCAGCAUCCUGCAUCUGCCAUCUUCAGCUCUGAACUGGAGUUUGUGCAGAUCGUGAUCAUAAUCGUCGUGAUGACUGUGAUGGUCGUGGUGGUCGUGUGCCUGCUCAACCAUUACAAACUCACCACAUGGUCGUUCCUGAGCCGCGCUAGUCAGGCACAGAGUCAGGAUCUCUCUCUUCAGCCGGAGGGUUCUCUGUGGCCAUCAGAUAAUGGGCUGAGACAUGGAGCAUCUGAGGUGGUGUAUGCUCCUCAGCCAAGGGACCGCUUCACCGCACCCACUUUCAUGCAGCACAACCGCUUCAGACGUUUCCAGCCUACAUACCCAUACCUGCAGCAUGAGAUCGAUCUGCCGCCCACCAUCUCGCUGUCGGACGGAGAGGAGCCACCACCGUACCAGGGUCCCUGCACACUGCAGCUUAGAGACCCCGAACAGCAGCUCGAGCUUAACCGAGAGUCGGUACGUGCCCCGCCUAACCGGACCAUCUUUGACAGCGACCUCAUUGACAUGCACAGUUCAGGAGGUGGCGGUGGGCCGCGGCCUCCCAGUAGCAACUCUGGGAUCAGCGCAGCCAGCUCCAGUACCCAUGGACGCAUGGAGGGCCCUCCGCCCGCUUACAGUCAAGUAAUUGGGCAGCAGUCGGGCGUCGUACUUCACCUCCACCAGCACAGCAAUAACCCGCCCAUCCCCGUCACUGUGCAGACUCCACCCAGGGGCCGGACAGAUUUAAACAGCCCAGAGAGCACAAUAGCACUGAGCAAUGGCCAACAAAGGGAGGAGCUAGUGUGAGGGGGUGGGGCUAGCACACGUUUGGGCAAUUGCGAUCACUUUCCACCCAUAAAGGGAACAGGUUCUCCCUCUUGACACUCCCGUGCACAACAGAGCUUGAUGUUUUCGCGAAGAAAGAUAAACCAUUUGUUUUUUUUGUUUUUAAAUAACAAUAUGGAACUGAGCUUAUGAAAGAAAACAUUGCAUUUGUUUUCUAAGACCAGCUGCAUUAAAACUGGGGUUUAUGCACUGCC
This is a messenger RNA of Carassius carassius (crucian carp), 1847 nucleotides long. Its product is annotated as low-density lipoprotein receptor class A domain-containing protein 4-like. Bases 676 to 1614 code for a protein of 312 amino acids. NCBI's taxonomy places the organism in Eukaryota, Metazoa, Chordata, Actinopteri, Cypriniformes, Cyprinidae. Gene Ontology annotation, cellular component: Golgi membrane; early endosome membrane. The record is from RefSeq and is a predicted model, not a curated record. Gene Ontology annotation, biological process: negative regulation of transforming growth factor beta receptor signaling pathway. Gene Ontology annotation, molecular function: R-SMAD binding. The transcript is spliced from 6 exons.